GCCCCCAUUCCGCCGCUGCACAGCUUUCCCUAGUCGCUCUCACCGCUCUCUCUCUCGUACUCACUCCCCCUCCUCUCUCCCACCCAACCCGCUCCUUUCGAAGAUGUCCGCUGCCGCGCCCGCUGCCGUGCCCGCCGCCGUUGCUGCCGCUACCUCGCCGCAGAAGUCGCCUCGCGCGUCGCCGAAGAAGGCUGCCGUGAAGCGCGCUGGCGCGAAGAAGGCCGCUGCGAAGAAGGCCGCGCCGAAGAGGAAGGCGCCGGCGAAGAAGGCGGCGAAGAAGGCUGGCCACAAGAAGCCGGCGAAGAAGGCUGCGAAGAAGGCCGUGAAGAAGGUGGCGAAGAAGUCCACGAAGAAGGUGGCGAAGAAGCCGGCGAAGAAGGCUGCCCACAAGAAGGCCGCGAAGAAGUGA
This is a messenger RNA of Leptomonas pyrrhocoris, 409 nucleotides long. RefSeq lists its product as hypothetical. NCBI's taxonomy places the organism in Eukaryota, Euglenozoa, Kinetoplastea, Trypanosomatida, Trypanosomatidae. The record is from RefSeq and is a predicted model, not a curated record. The transcript has a single exon. The coding region runs from base 104 to 409 and encodes 101 amino acids.